GAGUUCUCCUUGGUUUACCACAACAGCGCCGUGAAUGACAGAAGAUUCAUGUAAUGAAAUGUAAUGUUUGUUUUUUUUAAAUCUCGUACAAUUUGUUUAAUGGUUUCUGUAUCUGAGCAAAAAGAGGAUAUUUUACUUUGAAAAAAAGAACAACAAUACUUUUGAUAAGGAAAUAGUUCAUCCAAAAAAAAAGGGGUAAUUAUGGAAUUUUUUGCAUUAUAAUAGUUCUUUCGUUGCCCGUGAGCAUGCAUUUUCAUUGACAUUGUCAUUGUCUUUCACUUUCUCUUUAUGUCCUAUUAAAAACUAUAACUUUGAUCCAAAACUAGACUAAAGUAAUAAAGUCAAAGUGCCAUAAUUAUAUCAUAUUAAUCAUAGCAUAUUAUAUACUAUUUAAGGGUAUACUCUAUUUAUUACACUAAGCAAUUUAGUUGAGCUAUUUAUUAGUUUCGAACAUUUCAGAAUUGUGAUCAGCACUCUUUAAAAUUAGUCUUAAGUCUUGCUCUUACUUAAUGCUCUUAAACUUAAAAGUCAAUGCUAGAAUUUAGAAUUUCUUUGAAUAUUCACUCCCUGGGAGGACAGAACUAGAACACUUACUAAGUAAUCCUUAGUAACUUAAUAGUAUAAAAUUUGAAUAGACACUAAGGCUAAGACCGUACUAUGUAGUUAGAAGAAUACUAAAAAAAAACCACCUAUUUUUAUUUUUUUUAUUUCCUAAUAGAUUUCUUAAGAUAAGGAUGGGUUCAUAUUGCUACAGACGUUAUGUGUCAAGACUCUUUCAAAAUUCUGGGAAAUUAAACCCAAAGGCCAAAUCUGAAAGACGUGAUCAUGAAUCAGGAUUCUCUUGCAAUAGUCAUAAAGUAAAUAUUUAUCUGUUUUUCAUUGAUUUAAAAUUGUCAAUUGCAUCUUGAAGGAUAUUUAAAUAAUAUUAAAUGAAUGUCUUUUAUUUUGAAGCUAAAGCUAAAGAACAUAAAACCUUCAUGAGUCCUUCAAAUCGCUGUGUAUUUGUGAAAUGUAUAGUCAUAGUGCUCUGCUAUAAGUAUAAGAAAUUAUUUAUGCUAUUAAAAAAUAUUAAGGAAUAAACCUCUAUUUUAUAAAAUAACUUAGACUUAGCAAUUUUUUGAUGCACAUAUAGAUUUAUAUUGUUCAUUUGUAGAGUGCAACCUAUUAAAAAAUUUAAGGAUGCACUGAUAAUGGUACCAAACUUUUUUUUCCUUUGAAUUUUCCAUUUCAGUUAAUGUUAUAUAAUGACAUUAUAGCACAGAGCCACCCAGGAGGAUUUCAUAUUUUACCUUUAGGUCUUCGAUCUCUAGAAAAGUUAACAAGGCUUGUGGAUGAAGAAAUGCAGGCAAUAGGUGGCCUAAAGAUAUCAAUGACCACCCUUGCUUCUGAUUCACUUUGGAAGCAAUCAGGUAAAUAGUAAAACCAGGAUACAUGGAACACUUAGGUAAGCAUUUCCUCCAUGCCAUUUAGCAUCAUGAGGUAAAGCAUUUCUUUCUAAUUUAUGAUUAGGGUUGUCAGCAGUUGCCCAGGUACAUGCCCUUGGCUAAUUGCCUUAGAAAUUCUCGAGUGCCCAUUUUAAAAAAUCUUUUUUUAAAAACCUAUAAAAUUUCUACUUAUGUGGUUUUCUAAAAAAUAAGAAAACAUGAAAUUACUAAUUCCCUAUGGUGGUGAAAUCUGACUGACACACCACUCUCCUUGUUUACUUAAAAUAGCAAAGAAAUUAUGCAUUCCCACGAGUUUUCCGUCAAUGGCUAAAUUUCAAUAUUGAAAACAGGAUAUAAUAUUUUUUUAUUAAAUCUUGCAAAUGUUGCAUUAUGUUCAAAUUAUAGUACAGGUUAUAUAUUUCAAAUAAACCCUAAAAAAAAUUAAUUAAUUUCAAAUGAGUAAAACUUAACAUUGUAAGAUACAAAACGGUUAAGUCUUUUUAAAAAAAAACCUAUUGUUCUCAGCAUUUUCAUGGCUCCCUGCAUGUCAUAAAAAAAUUCGGAUUCCCAGCUGUCUAGUAUGGGAGUUCACUAAUAAUUGUUGCAGACUGGCUAGUGUUUAAUGUGCAUGGUGUGCUUUUAAAAGAUUUAUUAGUUAAUAAACGCUUUACCGCAUUUUACUUGAUGACAUUAAUUAUGACCAAUUUGUGUAGUCUGUUUUGUGGCAUAUGAGUUUGUUUGUCAGCAGUUGUAGACAGAACUUUAUAGGGCAUGGUUGUGUUUUUCUCUCUUACAGCGAGCUGCUUUAUACAUGUGUUGAUUAAAUGUACAGUCUGUUGGAUAUAUUUAUAGAUUAAAGGUACAAUACAUUAGGGAAGGACUUCUGUUGAAUUUUGUGUAUAACGAUGUAUGAAUGUAUGAAGAAUCUGAUGAAUUAAACAAAUCAAAUAUAACUGGAGUUUGACAUUGACUCUGUGGAUCGACAUGUACCUGGGCUUGUGUUUUUAACAUUUUUGACAGCCCUAUUUAUGAUGUAAAUGUAAUUAGAUUUUUUUUGUUUUGAAGAGUUCUGUGUUCUAUGUACCCUGGUUGAGACCCUUUAAUUUGCAAUAGGGUUUAUUGAUUUUAAAAAUAAUAUGUUCAGACAUUGUCAGUACAUUGUUAGUGAGUGAAAAAAAAAUAAUACUAAAUAGCUACACAUUAAUCGUAUUAACUCUAUGCACCUUUCAUAAUUUCUAGUAGAAUCUAUAAGACUGCAAGGGAAAUGUUAAGGAUAUCUAUUUCGCAUCAGGCCAAUUUACAUAUAACAUGGUAUUAGUCUGUUAACUAUUAUUGAUAACUUCACCUUGAAAUUUUUUCCUUUUCAGAAAAAUGAUUGUUCAUUACUUACAAUCAUUCAAAGAAUUUUUUUCCUGACUUUGUAUAAAGACAUUAUUUAAAUAUUAAUUUUUGAAAUAAUUUUUUUUAAUUGAAUAAUUAAUUUCAGGUAGAUAUACAGAGGCUGGGGCUGAACUUUUUACACUAAAAGAUCGACAUAAGCAUGAAUAUUGUCUAGGGCCAGUAAGUAUUUUGUUAGCUUAUAUUUACAUUAGUCUAUGCCAGAGGUUGGCUCUUUUCAUUAUUAGACUUUAAAACGAUAGUCAUCUACAAAGUAUAUUUACCUUACAAUAAUUGCAGUGAUCUACUAAGUGUUUUACCUUGGCAAUGAUUGCAGUGAUCUACUGUUUACCUUUACAAUGAUUGCAGUGAUCUACAAAGUGUUUUAACCUUACAAUGAUUGGAGUGAUCUACUAAGUGUUUUAACCUUACAAGAUUGCGCGCUUUAUAAUGUCUGCCCUGCCUGUGGUUCCCAUAAUGUUUUCACAGGAGAUAUAAUUUAUAAAAUGGGUCUUACUUAAAAAAAAAGCUUGCCGACCUGUGGCCAAUGUCAGGCCUGCACAACUUAAAAUGUAAGGCGGGCCAUAAUACUUUAUGAAAAACUUCUGCAGGCCAAAAGAAAAUAGGACAGGGGGGAAAGCUAUUAAGAAGAUUAUAAUAUAAAGAAUAUUUCGUUACUUCGCGGGCUGUAAAAUGGGUGAUGGCUGGCCGCAUGCGGUCCCGGGCUGUUUUUUGUGCAGGCCUGGUCAAUGUAGAUAUAUUCAGAAUUUAUCUUGGGAUUUUUACGUUUGUAAUUUUGUAUAAAUAUUGUGCCACUGUAAGUAUUGAGAAGUAUUGACAAGAUUCAAUGAAGAAUCCACUUUUAAUACAUAAUUAGUGUUAGCCAUUGAAACACAUUGAAAGACUUAGAGGUUUAUUAUUGGAAUGGAUUUUAUUACUAAGAUAUGGUUGACUGACUUUGGCCAAUAUUUUGAUGUAGUGUAGAAGGUUCUAACUCGAUGAUAUAAAUAUAUAAUAAUAAACCAAUAAGGUCUUUUACAUUUAAUUCAUUUAUGUAUUUUUAGACUCAUGAAGAGCUGGUCACAAAAUUGUUGGCAUCUAUGCCAAUUAUCUCUUAUAAGGCACUCCCCAUCAAGUUUUACCAGGUAAGCUUAACAUUAUCAUUAAUAAUCUCUUACAAGGCACUCCCCAUCAGGUUUUACCAGGUAGACUUGACAUUAUCAUUGUUUCCAUAUUAACUAUUAUUAAUGCUAUUAUUAGAUAAAAUAAACAGUAAAAUAAAAAUUGAAUUUAAAAAGGACAUUUUAAUAAUUUCAGAUAAAAUCCUUUUGAUUUAUUUUGCUAAAUCUUAUUUCAUUCACAGAUUUCGCGAAAAUUUCGAGAUGAAAUGGCACCAAAAUAUGGCCUUUUGAGAGGUCGUGAGUUUGAAAUGAAAGGUAAAGGAUGACAAAUCAUAUUAAUUAGAAAGCAGGUGUAGUGCCUUACAAUAAGUUAGAAAGAAAGUUAAGUUAAAGUAAAGAAAUGCAUUCCAAAAAUACGCUAUUUUUACCGUAGUUGCCAUGAAACAAUAUAUUUCUGUUAAAAUACAGUUUUUAAAAGAAAAAUAUCUUCAAAGAAAGUUAAAUUUAGCCAUUUAUCUAUCUAGACAAGUACAUAUUUGAUAUUUUGUCUAUCUAGACAUGUACACAUUUGAUAGAAAUGAAGAAACAGCUUUGGUCACAUACAGCACAGUAUGUCAAGCAUACGACAGGAUUUUUGACCGUAUCGGAGUUAAAUACAUUAAAGGUGGGUAUUUUAAUUGAUUAUUUGAUUGUUUUCAAGUAUUUCAUAAUAAAAUUUGCCAUACCAUUAAUGACUAAGUUUAUGGCUAAUUAAACUUUUAGACUUUAUUUUUUCCUAAAUUGUUUUAGCCCAUCCUACAAUUCUAAGAAAGGAAACUCCAGAAACAUAGUGCCAGUACCCCAGACUAUUCCUAUGGCUACUAAAGAUUUCUGAUCAAAGCUCACUUUGAUGCACAUUUAAACUUCCUUUAAUAAAUAUUUUUAUGCAAAGAUUUUAAAACUUCAGCCAAUCUGCAAGUGCAUAAGAACAUGUUGAUGUUGAAAUUAAAAAAAGAAAAUAAUAAUCGUAUGACACCUUUGAAUAGAACUAUUGAGCACUUCUGCUGAGCUCAUUAUGGAAAAUGGUUACCAUCCAGUAACUUUUUUUUAUUCUUUGAAAAAUAUUUAUUGUUUUUUAUUAAAUAUACACCAACCCAUAAUUUAUUAUAGUAACCGUAACACUGUCCUAUAAUGUAUUAUAGUAAUGUUUCCCCCUUUUCACUCUCUUUGACCAUUUGACAUUUGUGGCAAUUUAAUCCUCCAAAAGUGGAGUGCCACUCUCUUUUUAAAUGCUUUAUAUUAACUUCGCUUUUGUUCGUGGCUGGCUGGCAAAAGCAGAUUAACCCACUUCCGGGGGGGGUCGGUGUCUCGGCAGAAAGUAUAAAUCAUGUUAUUCAAAAAUUCUACAAUAUUCAUCCUAAAACUCUGAAAGUCCAAAAAUAGCAUAUUUAUAUUGCGAAUGCUGUAAAUGCAUCACACAAUGUUUUGUAGGAAAUAUCAUCAUAAUUUAGCCAUUUAAAUUGACAAAUGAACCCAGUACAUAUGCUCAGUACUAAGUAGUAGAGGUACUACAGUAAUAUUUAGUCCACCUCAUGUCCUACGUGCAUGUGACAUAUAUUUUAUUGGAUACGCCAGUGGGUCUAAAAUUUUCAUUUUCCGGCACCUAUGCCUAAUUCAGGUUUUCACCAGGCUCUCUGUGUUAAAUUCAUACAAGUACACUUGGGAAAUAGUGAAUACAUAAAUAAAAUAAAUAAAGUUUGGGUGAAAAUAAAAACUGGGUGCAAAUACUGUAUGAGAUUAUGAGACGAUAUUGUAAGAUUUUUGGAGUUCGAGGGUAAACACUUAUUAAACAGGUCUGCAUUAGAGGCACUACCUAACAAAUAGUCGUCUGAUAUUAAGAUUAGAUAAAUAUUCAAUAUUUGAGAUUUACAUCUCAUCACCAUAUAACAGCAUUAAAUGAGAUUCUUUUUUUUUAAAUAUUGCAAGUGCAUUUGGUGCAUAAUAUUUUCUUUUGUUUCUCUGAAACAGUUGGUGCAAUAUACCUGGUGCGUAAAAGCUGGUGGGACAUAAGGAUAUUAAAAUAAAAUAAUUUUAAAAUUUAUAUAAAGGGGUUUAUAGGAAAAACUAAAAAACUUUAUUUUUAGGGUUUUUUUUAAUAAUCAACUGAUGGAGAUUGAAUGAAGAGCUCUGAUCUAAUUUACCUUUUAUUUGUAUACUUAAAAUUUGUACAAUGCACUUUAUUUUAACUUUGUAACUUGAUAUUUUUAAAUUUUAUUUGUGGAUUUAACCUAUUUUAAUAAUAAUUUAAUUGUUUUCUCUCAAAACCCAUGGUGUAAACUGCACUGUAAUCAUAUAUUGCUGUGACAUUUCAGCUCUUACGCUUUUAACUGUAAUCGUUAAUAUUCCUUUCCAGUUUCUGGUGCCACUGGUAUCAUAGGUGGCAACCUUUCUCACGAGUAUCACUACCUGGCUGAUAUUGGGCAAGACUCAAUCUUGCUGUGUGACAGGUAAUCAGGAUUCAUUUUGCUGUAACAUUUCAGCUCUUGCUCUUCAACAGAAAAGUAUUUAAGUUCAAACACUAUACAGCUUAUGUUCUUUUCCUUGAUUGAGUAUGAUGCUCUAUACUUUUCCUUGAUCCAUCAAUAUCAUAGAUUAAGUUUGAUGGUUUGUAAUUUUUGACAGAUGUGGUGUGAGAAUGAAUAAAGAGCUGGCUGUGGGUAAGUACCGCUAACUGUUCAUCCGGUGUCUGUGACUCACAGUGAUAAUAGUUCUAUAACUUGUUAAUUCAACUCUUACUUCCACUUCUUCUCAAUAAAAUGUCAAGUCUGCUUUUACGCACACUGUACUUUAUUCACAAGAAAAAAAAUAACUAUAUAAAUGAUAGAUAAUCCUUGGAAUGGUAAUGUAAAUGUAACAUGCUAUGCAGCUCAAAACUAUAUAAGAUCACUCCUUAUUCAUUCACUAUUAAUAUGUAUGUCCAAACUGAUCUAAAAUGUCUACUCCUAUCUCUCACUCUCUUUCUCACAUGAUUCAGCCAUUUUUCUUAUCUCAUCACUACUCUUUUGUAUAACAUGCUACCUCCCAUAUUCUCUUGUACAAAUUUUUUAGAUGAUUAGAUGUUCUGAAAACAGAGACAUUACAUUAACCAUGUGGACAAAAUGAAUUAUUUCAUAAUCUCUGAUCAAAACUCUCCAGAAAAUUUAAAAAAAAACACAUUUUAAGGGGAACUUCUUAUAGAACAAAAAAAUUCUUGAUAUAAAAUGUAACAAAUGUGUUCAUUUCAAUGAACUUGCAAUUUUUAAAAUCAAUUUAAAGGCAAAUUUCUAUGUUUAUAAAAGAGUUUUUACUUGUAUAAUUGUGUAACAGUAUAAAAUCUCAUAAGAGUUUUUACUUGUAUAAUUGUGUAACAGUAUAAAAUCUCAUAAGAGUUUUUACUUGUAUAACUGUAUAACAGUACCAAAUGUCAUAUUAAAAUCUGCUCUUUCAAUUUGAACUCAUGUUUUUAAUCCUGUAACUUUAAUUCUUCAAUUUUGCACUUUACAAUCAAAACAUUAAUGUAUGGCUGACUACGUCUAACACAGACUAUGUCUAGCACUGACUACGUCUGGCACUGACUACGUCUAAUGUGCGGUCAUCUGCUUUGAGUAAAUAAAAGUUGUUUACAUUUAAGUUAAAACAGUCGAAACUAGCCUUUUCACUUAUGCUGGACAACAUCUCGUGUCCACAGAAGACGGAAGCCUUCCUAAAACAUGCCAGUUACCUGCCACAAAAUGUGAGUUGCAAGAGAAAAAAGGCAUUGAAGUAAGUUUAGGUUUCAAGUAUUAAUUCUACACAUUCAGUACUACAAUUUGAUUGCUUUUACAAUUGAUUUGGUUUUUAUAAAGUGUGAAAACUUACUUAAAACAUCCAUUAUGUGUUUCAGGUUGGUCACACAUUUUAUCUGGGUACUAAAUAUUCAUCUAUCUUUAAAGCUACCUACAAAGACCAGGAUGGCAUUUCUGCAAUGUAAGUUGCUCUAUUGUGUGAUUCAAUUUUAGUUUUGUAUAGUAAAUAUUGCUCUACAAGCUUAGAGAUAACAAGUGCACCAGGUUUUAUAAUGCUACACAUUUAGGUUUGUUUUUCAAUUAAAUUAAAAUGUAUUUUAGAUUUAUAUGUUUUGUUUCAGAGACUACAAUAUGGGAUGCUUUGGUUUGGGUAUGACACGCAUACUACAAGCAUCCUUAGAAACACUGUCAACAGAGAACAGCCUUCGCUGGCCAAAACUCAUAGCUCCACAUCAAAUCUACAUUAUUCCUAAAAAGGUAAACACUAAAUUGUAAAGAAGCUUAUCUUGUUGCAACAGUCGCUAGAAAGAUGAAGCCCUGACUGAGUAAUAGCACUCCGCAAACUGGUGAUUUGAAUCUGUCAUGGAAAGAUGUACAACUGAGCUAUAGCACACCCAACUGGUGAUUUCAAUCUGUCAUGGAAAGAUGUACAACUGAGCUAUAGCACACCCAACUGGUGAUUUGAAUCUGUCAUGGAAAGAUGUACAACUGAGCUAUAGCACACCCAACUGGUAAUAUGAAUCUGUCAUAGAAAGAUGUACAACUGAGGUAUAGCACACCCAACUGGUGAUUUGAAUCUGUCAUAGAAAGAUGUACAACUGAGCUAUAACACAUUCAACUGGUGAUUUGAAUCUGUCAUGGAAAGAUGUACAACUGAGGUAUAGCACACCCAAUUGGUGAUUUGAAUCUGUCAUGGAAAGAUGCACAACUGAGCUAUAGCACACCCAACUGGUGAUUUGAAUCUGUCAUAGAAAGAUGUACAACUGAGCUAUAACCCAUUCAACUGGUGAUUUGAAUCUGUCAUGGAAAGAUGUACAACUGAGGUAUAGCACACCCAACUGGUGAUUUGAAUCUGUCAUGGAAAGAUGUACAACUGAGCUAUAGCACACCCAACUGGGGAUUUGAAUCUGACAUGGAAAGAUGUACAACUGAGCUAUAGUACACCCAACUGGUGAUUUGAAUCUGUCAUGGAAAGAUGUACAACUGAGCUAUAGCACACCCAACUGGGGAUUUGAAUCUGACAUGGAAAGAUGUACAACUGAGCUAUAGCACACCCAACUGGUGAUUUGAAUCUGUCAUGGAAAGAUGUACAACUGAGCUAUAGCACACCCAACUGGGGAUUUGAAUCUGACAUGGAAAGAUGUACAACUGAGCUAUAGCACACCCAACUGGUGAUUUGAAUCUGUCAUAGAAAGAUGUACAACUGAGCUAUAACACAUUCAACUGGUGAUUUGAAUCUGUCAUGGAAAGAUGUACAACUGAGGUAUAGCACACCCAACUGGUGAUUUGAAUCUGUCAUGGAAAGAUGCACAACUGAGCUAUAACACACCCAACUGGUGAUUUGAAUCUGUCAUGGAAAGAUGUACAACUGAGCUAUAGCACACCCAACUGGGGAUUUGAAUCUGUCAUGGAAAGAUGUACAACUGAGCUAUAGCACACCCAACUGGUGAUUUGAACGUGUCAUGGAAAGAUGUAAAAUUGAGCAAUAGCACACCCAACCGGUGAUUUAAUUCUGUCAUUUAAUUUAUUUUGAAAAAUAUGACAAAAUUGGAUUCAUAAAUGAAAAUGUACCACCCAGCUGGAGUAAAAUUUUGAAUUUGAUUUUUUAUUGAUUGGAACCUAGAACUUCUACCUCAGUUUGUUAAUUAAUUAUUUAUGACUGAAGAUUUAAAAAUCAACUUUAUUCUGUGGUGAAUAUGCACAAUGAAAUGAUAUAUAAAAAAUUAGUUACUUUAUAUUACUUCUGUUUGUGAAUGAUUCCUUCCUAUUUAACAGAUUGAAUCUAUGUACCAAAAAAAAAAAGGCUCUUUAGUGUAAAAAAUUACUAUUUAAAUGCCAGGAUGGACCAAGAGGGGAUGAAUACCUGGCCAAUGCAGAAGCCCUUAGUGAUGCCUUGACACAACGGCCACAUCUGAGGGGUGAGGUAGUCAUUGAUGACAGAAUGUCCUUGACCAUAGGCAGGAGAAAUGUUGAUGGUGAUCGACUUGGAUACCCUUAUAUUGUUAUACUAGGAGUCAAGGUAAGAAGUUAUCAAAGCAAUUUUACAGUACUUUUUUAAUCUUAACCUAUUUUAACUUAUUUUAAUCUUAACCUAUUCCAUUCACUCAGGGUAGAUAAUUCACCUCACUGAAACCAAGUUAUAACUUUUUUAAAGAAAAAGUUUACAAAUACCAGUAGUUAUAAAUUUUGGAGCCAGUUUUCCAAUACAGUUUGUCACACAAAGUCUAACUUUAUUUCCUGCCUUUUUCUUUUGCUUAUCUCUUGGUGCCAAAAUUUAAAAAAGUUCUUUUAAUAAAUACAUGAACCAUUUUUAAUUUAUGUAAACAUCCAAACAUUUUUUAUAUUAUAUUUAAAGAACUAAUUGAACUCAAAUUUAAACCAAAUGGAAAUUUUUUAUUUUUUUUAAAUGUGAGACUUUAAGGUUUGCUGACUAUGACCAACUCUAACCUUUGACCUUUAAUGUGUUACAGGCCCUAGAAAGCCCUGCUCAGUUUGAAGUCAUUGAUGUCAACAGGGGGGAGACAACCUUCAUGAGCACGGACCAGCUGAUGACAUUUGCUGACAGUAUAGAGACAAUAUAACAUUGCAUUGCUAGACUAGAGCUGAAUGUGCUGAGAAUGCCUUCAUUGACAUGGAUGACAGUAUGUGUUGAGACAAUCUAACAUGGCAUUAUAGAGCUGAAUGUUGUGAGAAUGUUUGGGAAGCAAGUUAAACGGUUUAUUUAUGUACUGAGUAGAUCCAUGUCACUGACGGCUCAGAUAUGACAGAUCCAAAUGUUGAGUGAUUGAAUUUCUGACAACUUAUCUUCUUGUUAGUGUUUUUAAACAACUAUUUCAUUGAAAACUAACUGUUGAUAGCUAACUGUUGAUAACUAACUGUUGAUUGCUAACUGUUGAUAACUAACUGCCUGUAACUAAUUGUGCAGUCAAAAAUAUGUUCUUUUGCUCUUGACACCUGAAAUCUGUUCAAAUCUACUGUCUCCUUUCAUUGAAUUAAGAUGACCGAAAUUCCAGGACCUCUCUGUAACUUUUAUAAAGUUAAACAUGUAUGACUCAUUGGGACCAGUUCCUGAUAAUAAAAUAAAUAGCAAAAUAUUUUAAGUAGAAUCACAUAUGUUUUAAAAUAGUACAAAAUUUGUAUUUGUUUUAAUUAUGCCUAUAAUUUUUGCCUGUUAAAACAAUGGACUCAGAAUAUAUUAAUCAAAGUAUUUGGUUGCAAGAACUACAGCACAUCAGAUGUUUAAUUCCAUAGAUAAGAGCUUUGCAAGGGGUAUGUCAUAGGUAAGAGCAACUGGUGAGGUUUGCAAGGGGUAUGUCAUAGGUAAGAGCAACUGGUGAGGUUUGCAAGGGGUGUGUCAUAGAUAAGAGCAACUGGUGAGGUUUGCAAAAGGUGUGUCAUAGAUAAGAGCAACUGGUGCAGUUUGCGAAAGGUGUGUCAUAGAAAAGAGCAACUUGUGCAGUUUGCAAGGGGUAUGUCAUAGAUAAGAGCAAUUGGUGCAGUUUGCAAGAGGUGUGUCAUAGAAAAGAGCAACUUGUGCAGUUUGCAAGGGGUGUGUCAUAGAUAAGAGCAAUUGGUGCAGUUUGCAAGAGGUUUGUAGAUCUGUAAAUCAAUGUUAAAUGUAUUUUAAAUGAAAUAAAAUUUAUU
Messenger RNA from Lymnaea stagnalis (great pond snail), 11589 nucleotides. The record is from the annotation of a GenBank genome assembly. NCBI's taxonomy places the organism in Eukaryota, Metazoa, Mollusca, Gastropoda, Lymnaeidae.